Messenger RNA from Antechinus flavipes (yellow-footed antechinus), 4031 nucleotides. It is a transcript of the gene ENDOU, whose product is annotated as endonuclease, poly(U) specific. The transcript has 9 exons. NCBI's taxonomy places the organism in Eukaryota, Metazoa, Chordata, Mammalia, Dasyuromorphia, Dasyuridae. The record is from RefSeq and is a predicted model, not a curated record. Gene Ontology annotation, molecular function: RNA endonuclease activity; scavenger receptor activity; polysaccharide binding. Bases 693 to 1859 code for a protein of 388 amino acids. Gene Ontology annotation, biological process: immune response.
UGUAACUUCCAAAGAGGUUAUGAUCCUCCUACAUUGACAUCAUCUUUGUGAAACAGGUAAUAUAAAAAUUAUCAUCCUCAUUUUAAAUGAGGAAAACAAAUCUAAACUCAUGCCUCCAAUUCCAAAUCCAGCAUGCUGCAUUAGUUGCAAUCCUAACCACAUUAAAUCUUGUCUAAGAUUUGAACUUUAACCUUAACCCUAACUCUAACUCAUAAAACAUCCCACACCCUAACCCUAAACAUAAUCCAAACUCUACCUUUGCACUAAUUCAUUUUCAGCAUUUAACCCUCUCAAAAUAGAUCCUAAAACAGAGCAGAACAAGCAAUAGAGUAGGGAUAAAUGGAAUGGGAUUUAUAUUUCCUAUCCAGAAGAGAUGGGAUGGAGAUUAUGAAGGUAAUAGAAGUGGCAAAAGAGAAAGGAACAAGGACAAAAAGGGGAACAUAGGACAAAAGAAGAGAAGUGGUUGAGGUGGAAUGAUAUAAAGUCCUAAAACAACUAAGAGGAUCAUAUUGUAAAGAAGAAAACAAAGUUUCCUCUGAGCAGGGAAUAGCUGAACUUUCCUUUCUCUUGGGGCCACUCUCCUUGUUGUCUCUGAAUUUUUCCUGGAGUUUCCAGCUGUUGUGGAGUCCUGGUCCAGUGAGAAUGGCAACACCACAAGCCUGACUUUACAUCUCUUACUACCAAUAGGGACAAUGGAGUCAUGUGCACACCGCUGUGGAGAGAGAUUUAACAAGGCAGCUGAUUGCCAGUGUAAUCAUCAGUGUGACCAACACAAAGACUGCUGUGAAGAUUAUGAGAAGCUGUGUACAAAUAAAGAAGAACUUCAAGGAAAGGAAGCAGAAUGGGAAGAAGCAGCAUCAUACAGUAAUCUGUACCUGGCACCUAAUUCUUGCCAAGGCCGUUGCGGUGAAACCUUUGACAAACACCAUCCAUGCCACUGCAACUCAAAAUGCCAGGAGUUUGGGAACUGCUGUGAAGAUUAUGAGAAUUUGUGUGCCCAUGAUGGUUUCUCUCAAAGCAAUGAUGGCAUUACCAAUGAAGAACUCCUGAUUAUCUCAGAGAAAAUCUACAAGGUAGACAACAACAAAGCUCAGAAGGAAGAUAUCAUUCUCAACAGUCAAAAUCGUAUCUUCCCCUCUGAGACAAAUAACAGAGUGGAUCGAUGCCCAGAGCCGCUCUACAGCUAUGUAAAUGAAGAACUCUUCUCCAAACCAACUUAUGCUGCAUUCAUCAACUUACUCAAUAACUACCAGCGGAUGACAGGUCAAGGGGAACAUUUCACUUCUCAGCAGCUUAGGGAACAGGACAUCUUCCUUCAAGAGAUAAUGAAGACGGCAGUCAUGAAGGAACUCUAUGGCUUCCUCCAUCAAAAAAACAGAUACAGCUCAAAACAAGAAUUUGUCAAUGAACUAAAGAACAUGUGGUUUGGGUUGUAUUCCCGUGGCAAUGAUGAGGGUGAUUCCAGUGGUUUUGAACAUGUUUUCUCAGGUGAAGUGAAAAAGGGAAAGGUGACAGGAUUUCAUAACUGGAUCCGCUUCUACCUGCAGGAAAAGGAGGGUUUGGUUGACUAUUAUAGCCAUAAUUACAAUGGGCCAUGGGACUCUUAUCCUGAUGUGUUAGGAAUGCAAUUCAACUGGGAUGGCUACUACAAAGAAGUGGGAUCAGCUUUCAUUGGCAGUAGUCCUGAGUUCGAGUUUGCUCUCUAUUCCUUGUGCUUCAUCGGCAGGCCUGGCAGAAUGUGCCAUUUGAGUCUGGGUGGGUAUUCUCUGGCCAUCCAGACCUAUACCUGGGACAAGACUACCUAUGGAAAUGGCAAGAAAUACAUUGCUACAGCCUAUGUGGUAUCUUCUACACAUUAGAGUUUUGAACAAGGAAAAAUAUGAAGGAUACUGGAGGUCCUCCUGAACAAUGAUGCUGUCUGACUUGGGCUGGAGUUGGGAGGUAUUAUACACUGACCCAUUUAAACUGAAAUAUUCAUCAGUAAAAAUGAUAAUGUGAGAAAACCUGGAAAAGCCCAAAAGGAAAAAAAGAGGAAAAAUUGAAUUUAGGGACCAAAAAGCUACCACAGCAACAGAGAAAUAUUCAGACUAAUGUCUUCUAGUACUUCUGCAGUGCAGACAAGGGAUAAAAUCCAUAAGUGGAAUAUCAAGAUAACUGGUUUUUUGUUUUACACUGACAUAUUAUAGAACAGUAAUAAUGAUAGUUAAAAAUAUAUAUGCAUAUAUACUAAACCAUUCCACCAAUACAGAUCUCAAAUAUACCACUGGACUCAACUAAUAAACCAUAUUAAAACUAGAUAAUUAUCAUAGACAAAACUAUCACCCACAAUUGUCUAAGCAUAACAUUGAUUCACCAACACAUAAGAAUAAUAUUGUAAUAGCUUUAGCUGUACUCAAUUUUCAUAAUCUCCAUGGAACAAAAAGUUUUCACAAUAGGAAAACCUAGCAGAAGAGAUUAAAAUUAUUCAGGAAUAGGAUAAGAUGAAUAUGAUCUUUGUUAUCCUGUCUACUAUAAGAGCUGUAACAAGGGUACUUUCAGAGACCUUACAAGGGAUGAUCCUACUUCCUAAUACUUUUAUUCAACUGCAGUUUUUUUGUGCGUCUUGAAAUAAUCUGUAGAGCAGUAAAUACAAAAAAAAAAAAAAAUUGCAAGACAUCGAUUUGUCCCAGGACUUUCUAUCUGAUCUUCAUUGAAAAGAUGAAAAUUAGAUGACAAAAAUAAUAAUAUUAAACUUUUUGAGGCCAUCCAACUGUCAUGUGGAUGUGUCAUUGGAGGACUACAUAUACUGAAAGACCUGUUUAACAUGUUCCUUUGGUGGAGUCAUAUAGCUUGAUGUCACUCACUGACAUCAAGUGAAUAAGAUUUUUACUUCUAUGUAGGAUAGAUCCCAUGGAGUCAAGUCCAGUCUUGACUGGACAAGUCUAUAAUGGACUUAAACAAUCUUCCUAAAAAUUAUCAUCAUUUAGAUUAAUCUAGUCUCAAUAUUAUAUCACUGGAAUGGAAUGCCAGUUUUCCAUGUAAACAUCAAAUACUUUGUAUCAUUCAUACAAUAUUUGAGUUUGUUUUUAUAAAUACACAACACAUGAACAAGUCACAUAUGUACAAUUAAAUCAAAGGACUUGUUAUCAUCAAUAAAGAUAGUGUCAUGGUAUUUUUUCUGACAUGUUUAAUAAUUACCAAAUGAAUAAGAGGUUACUCUUUAUAUUCCUGGGAUCUCUUAGCAUAUCCUUUUUGGUCCUCAGAUAAUAUAUUGUUUCCUACUUUAUAGAUGUUUAUAGAUUAUUUUUCUUGUUAGGCAAGUUGUGAAUGCUUUGUUUAAAGGACCUGGCCUGUAUUUUGCAUGUUGUUCUCUGUGAUAACCACGUAUUUUAAAAUCAGCUGGAGUCAGGAAUUCGGUUAGGGAAAAAUCAUCAAUCUUUAUUCUUAGUGAAGGUGAAGAAGAUCGAAGGUGAAGGGGAAUCAGAGGUGAAGGGGGAUUGGAGGUGAAGGGGGGUCGCGAUAGCAAUGUGUGCAGCUGCAACAAGACGCCCAGCCAGCAGUCUCUCUUUCAGCUUCCCUUUUCACUCCUGCCUCCACCCACCAAAAUCGUCAUUUCCUAUACAACACACCAGGACUUGCACAAAGAGUGGGCGGGGACCAUUCUUUCUCCAAAUAUAUAUAUAUAUAUUAAUAGAGUAUGGUCCAAUGACUAUUUAGCCUCACAUGCUUGGAACCUCAGUGCAUCAAUCAACUCGAGCCUCAGCCCAUUACAGUUCUCAUCUUUUGCUAGUAGAAAUCCAUGCCCUCUGUUAAGAAAGAUGAGAUUAGGUUUAUCCCUAAAAGGAAGCUGAGAAAGCAUUUUGGUCCUAAUCCAUAUACCACUGUGAAGUGUUUGAGCCAAUGAUUAUGUAGAGUAUCUGACCCUAUUGCUUUCUAGAUUUGAAGAAAAGCUGGUUUCUGUCUCUUCUUUUGAUGUAAUUCUUCUAUCAUUCAUUAUACUGUCAAUGCACAGAUUUCUUGUUUGAUCCAAUAAAUAUUUUCACUGCACUAAA